Molecule: messenger RNA, 11193 nt
Organism: Ceratosolen solmsi marchali
Lineage: Eukaryota; Metazoa; Arthropoda; Insecta; Hymenoptera; Agaonidae
Gene: nonC
Product: serine/threonine-protein kinase Smg1
Exons: 36
Coding region: 141-10916 (3591 amino acids)
Biological process (GO): nuclear-transcribed mRNA catabolic process, nonsense-mediated decay; phosphorylation; negative regulation of macroautophagy
Cellular component (GO): TORC2 complex; nucleus; cytoplasm
Molecular function (GO): protein binding; protein serine/threonine kinase activity
Source: RefSeq, a predicted model, not a curated record
UUUAGACAAAUACAGAAUUAAGUUAACGCACAAGUAACUUCUAACCUAUAAGUUAAAUAUAACGGUGCAAAGCUGAUUCAAUAGAAGCUUAUGCGCCUCUGAGGUGUGUGGAUCAUGUCAUCCACUUGCAGAGCAAUGUGAUGAGUAGCUGUGGGAGUACCAACAUCGGCACAAAGCUAAGGGGAUCCAAGAAUUUGGACAAAGGUGAAGAGACACUGUUUACAGAGCCCCAAGAAGAUAAAGAAGACAAUGAAAUACUAAGUAGUUACAACGUUAAUGAUAUUAUAAGAGCACCAAGAACAACUUUAUUUAUUUGCCAGAGAAAUUCCAGCUAUUAUUCAACUGAUCACAAUUUUUCGAGAUUUAAGCCCAGGUUUAGUGGUGAGCCACGAAAUGAAUUUCGAAUGGCUCGCGGAGGUAUCAGUGGAGAUCGUGGGCGAGGAGGUGGCGGUGGCGGUGGAACAAAGGCUCGAGCAUUCAAGAAAACUAUCAUCGACCGCGAGGCGAAUAUCGACAGCAGUUACACGCAUUCUCAGUCGAGACCGAAAUUUCAAGAAUCGCUGAAAAAUCAAGAGAAUAAGUAUUACGACGAUAAGAGAAUAAAUGAUGAUUCUAGAAUUCCCAAGCUUUUGAGACGCUUGUGUCGAGAAGAUGACUAUGAUCAUUUCUUAGGCCUUUGUAAGCAGAUGCAGGAAGGCAUUAUUGCUCCUGAGAAUCAAAAAUAUAUCAGACGAAAUUUAGACGUCAUCUGUGAAAGUUUUUUGAAUUUAUUGUACAGCGGACCCAACCUUGAAGCAAAAUAUCAUAUAGCUAAAUGCCUAGGAGGUAUUGGAUACAUCGCAGAUCAAGAUUUCAAAAGAUUUAUGGACUGGUUAUUUAAUAAAUAUUCUUUGGAGCGCAAGGAUGACGUGAAAUGUUUACUCAUGAAAUCAUUCUGUGAGACACUAAACCUCAAUGCCAAAACACCGAAAUUAAAGGAUUAUUCUUUGACAAUGAUGUCUCACCUACAAUCUGCCUUAGAAAAUGUUGAUCGUCCGGAUUUACUUAUAGCCACUGUAGAUUCGAUCCUUUUGAUUAUCGAUGUUUAUCCAGAAAGUUUUAAUGAUCACUUCCGAGACACGGUAGAUAUCCUAGUUGGCUGGCAUAUUGACUCAACUCAACAAAAAUCCAUUGUCGAAUAUGCAAGUCGUAGUCUGCAAUGGUUACGUAACUUCUGGAUUGCCGAUCUACAGUUUACGCUUACGUUGCUUGGCCAAUUCCUUGAAGAUAUGGAAAGUUACGAUGAGGAAUUAUCACUUCCGGGUUCCGGACGAAGUUCACCAGGCGAAGAAGAUGGAUUGCCUUGUCCGAGGGAUUGUAUUUUGAGAAUAACAUCAUUAAUAGCAGUCUUCAAUACAGUGAUGAAGUGCAUCGAAGAACACUUGAGUCCUGCUCUCACACCCAACGUCCAGUGGUCUUUUCUAAUGGAUUGUUUAUCAAAAAUGCUUCGAACAGUUGUUAAAGCUAUGGAACUUGACGAUGGUAUUGAAAUUCUGAGUAAUAAUGAUAUCACUCUAUCUCAGGAAAAUGCUGAUAGCAUUACUCAGUGUAUGAAAAAUAUGAAUCUUUCUCAAAAUAGUAUCGAUGCAUUACUAAAAAGUUUAAAUAAAGAUGAAGAAGUCAAUGAGGAAAGCUUAGUGAAGUUAAUAAAAUCAUUAAACUUAAAAAAAAAUGAUAAGAAAAAUGCAAAAUUUAAUGAAAAAGACAUAAUUUCGACAUUGACAAAAGAAAAAGAGGAAUCUUUAAUUAAUUUGUUGAAAUCUAUGGAUUUACGUAUCAAGAAAAACUCUGACCUAUCAGAAGAAAAAGAAGAAUUAGUUGUCGUUGCUAAUGAAUGUACGUUUUUGUUACUCGGGCUCUUACAGAGUAGAGUUUCUAAAAAUCAUGACCUCCUAUAUAAAUUCAUCAAUCAUCAAUUGCAACGUGUAAGUAUUUUCUGGGAUAAUACCAUUGUAUCCAUGCUCAACACCAUCUCCAAAGUUAUUAAAGAGGUUUCAGCCAAUUUACCAUUAGAUCUCGUUCACACUCUGCUGGGUAAAAACUCUACAAUAACAAAGCUACGUUUUAGAAGCACUUUGAUUAUUCAGAAUGCCGUGCUCGAUGUUUAUCAAAGUUUACUGAGCCUUAAGAAUAUCCCAUUACUGCAAGAGGCCUAUCGUUAUAUUCUUGCAGAUCUCGAAAAUGCCUACAAAACUGUUAUACCUGUGACUGAGCCGCUCGUGCUAGAUAAUCCUCUCACAGAUGCACAGUAUCAGAGAAAACAUGCUGAGAUCGUCUUAGUGUUUCUAUUGAGGGCUCUCUCUGACAUUGCAAAUGCGAGUAAUUCUAUUAUUGGAAUGUGGGCGUUAAAACCGAGUAUAUUAGAAUUAUUAGCAGUGAAAUUAAAACCACAUAAUUCACUUUUAUCAAAGGAAAGCCCACUUUUACAGUAUCAUAUUCUGUUUUUGUUAUAUACUCAUUGUUCACGAUACAAUCAUUUUGUGCCUAGUUCAAGUUUGAUAACAGGUACAAAUGCAUGUCGGCCCUUGGACAUUUUCCCUGGUACAUUGGAUGUGCCUACAAUCUCUCCGACUAGCGGACACUUGUCGGUAAUUUUGAACCUUAUAGUGAAGACCAUUGAAAACAAAGAAAUUCCUGAUAAGACAUUGUUAUUAUUGCUCGAUUGGUUAUAUGAAAUCAAUACACAAGCUGAAAAUUAUAUCGGUAUGCUUAGUAAAUCCAAAGAAUAUCAAGCUGUAGUUGCUAGUUUAUUGAUUUGCGGAGGAACGACUAAUUUUAAAAUUGCUAUUGCGGCUUGCAAAAAUAUAGAAACUUUAUUCAAAGCAAAAGUAUUAUGGCCAGACGAAAUAUAUUAUAAUAUUGUUGAUGUAAUUAUUCCACACUUGACUUCUUUCGAUAAAUCUGUUCGUGAGAAAUAUGGGCUUCUUUUAAUGAAUAUCCCAUUAAAUAUAGUGAUGCUAAAAUUAAAUAAGGCUGGUUUAUUAUCUGAUGAUAAGAAAUGUAGAGACAUCCAAAGCUACUCCUCAAAAUCUUUAAUUCUUACUCAAAGACUUCAUAUGCGAAGUAAUAAUGGAGAAAUGCAAGCUCAGCAUUUUAAAACAUAUAUGGCUUUUCUUUUGCAAGAAUAUUAUUUUGAUGUCUUUGGUUUAUCAGAAGUUUUUACUUUAUGUUGGCCAAAUGUAUCAGAUAACGAAGCUAUGGCUAUGAUGUAUGAAUUGGCUCUCGCCAAUUGCUCCAUCUUGUUUUUUUGGUGCGGUUUUGAUGCCGCACAACACUGUGUUCUCAAUAAGCUUCGUACUCCUUUGGGAAAACCGCAGGAAACUUUUACAACGAUCGAGGGAGCCUUGAAGAUGUUAGCUCGUGAAAUAUCGUAUGUGCCAGAAAUGCCAAAAAAAGAUAAGCGGGGCCUUGAUUAUCUGCUGCACGAGCAUACGCGUGUGCGACUUUUGAUUGAGUUUCUUGAGCAUCUUGAGCGGGUUAUACACAAUGCGGCUGAGGGCUGUGCUGUUGCAUUGCUACCUCAUUCCAAGCCUGUUCGUACAUUCUUUCAUACAAACAGAUCUACAUGUCGAGAAUGGCUUAAUCGCAUUAGAUUAGCAUUGUGUGUAGUUUCUCUACAUGCUGGAUUAGCUAGUAAUGCACUGAGGAAUGGUCAGAAAUUGCUUGAAGAUCUGAUCGUUGUUAAUAAUAUUCAGGGUGCAGAAUUUGAAAGGGCAACACUGUGUGUCGCUAAAGCCAUGGUUAUGUUGGGGGAAGCAGAAGCGCUACAAGGUUUGUAUGUUUACAUAAAGGAGAAAGAUCGUAAAUUUGUAUGGCUUAAAGCAGCGAUGGAGGAAGCAGCUGGAAAACAUGAAUCUGCUGCCGAGAAUUAUCGUCAAAUUAUCGAAGAGCAAAUUCAAAUUCGCCCUGACGAAGAUGCCAAAACUUCUGAUGUUCGAUCAAGCAGUGAAGGAGGAGAUUUUCAGGUGGCUGUAUUCUGUAUGGAGCAAUUAUCCAAAUGCUAUCGUUCAGUUUGUGACUGGAAGCAACUCGAAAACUGGAAAAUUCGUGAAUCUGAGAUUUUCGAGCAACAGAAGAACUCGUCCUUGCGCAAACAAAUGUUUGAAAGCAUUGCGCCUCAGCAAGCAACAUGCUUAAGAAAAUUCGAAGAGGCCGAGGCAUUAUCUUUACAGGAGCUUUCUGACUGGACGUUGCUGGACGAAGAGGCCAAAACCAAUUGGAGCUGCGCCAAGACGAUGAUCGAAUGUUUCAAUACACUUACUAAUGUUGCGUUGCGGAUUUACGUUGAUGACAAUGAGAACAAUUUCCUCGAGGACGUUGAAAGGUGCAGAAAGGUUGCCGCCAGAACAAUGGAGGAGGGACUCAGAAACGUACCUUCGGAGUAUCUGAACGAUGCGAUUCUCCUACAGUAUUCAGCUGCGGGUCUUAGGAAUCUUUUGAAUAAUUGCCCCGGAAAUCCUGUAAAUGUUUUCGAAUUGUUACAGGUGGACAAGUUGUGCCACUUGAGCUCGAGUGUGUUGACGCAAGUGCUUUGGUGGUCGAACUACUUUCGAAAAACGGAGAAGUCUUACCACGAGCUGAGUGACGUAGAGGCGUUACGUCUACACGUGGCUCGUACGGCUCGCAAAGAAGGCAAUUUCGGACUUGCCCAGCGCGAGCUUAGCAGAUACUUUGCCUCGGGCUGUGGUUUUGCAACACGUAGUACCAUUUUCCAAGACAUCGUUGAGGAGGUGCUGAGCAAUGCCGAAGCAGCAACGCAGAUCAGCUGGUCCGAAGAUAAUACGAGGGCCUUCAGAGAGACUUCGAAGUUGUUGUAUAAUAUGGAGAGGACCGAAGAGGCGCUAAAAGUAUGCAGUGUUACCGCAUUGGGAAUAUCUAAAAGCAUCGUGGCAGCGGGAGAACAAGCACCUGCUGAAUUGAGAGAGGUUGGAACCAAGGUUUUACUCACUCUAGGAAAAUGGAUACAGCAGGACGCGAAGGUGGAGAAUAAUCCGCAGCUGGACGAACUACUGUGCUUCGAAUCGUUGCACAACGACGGCCUCAUGGAUAAGCUUUUCGGUAAGACGACUGAGCUUAUACCUGCUUCGGACGUCAUAGUUGGCAAGCUUGUGCAACUUGGGGUGAACCAGUGUCCCGACUUACCCGCUGUCUGGUCAAACUUUGCUGCCUGGUGCUACAAAUGGGGCAGAAAAAUUGUUGACAAUCCCAGCAGCGGACUUCUUACCGAUAACGACAAAAUGAGCAUACAAUCGCUUUUGCCUUCCGACGUGAGCGAAGCCGACCUUAACGCCGUGCUCACAAUUCUCGGUCAAAAAAAUCGCAUCGUGCCCGAGGAUGAAGGAGAUAUUGACACUCAUGACGUGAACACUUCAGAAACUAUCGAGCAUCUCUUACGUAGUGUUCCAAUUCUAAACUGCGCUAGUAGUGAACACCUUAGCAUGUUAGUGGAUAUCUGGCGACAAGCGCAAGCUCGGAUUUAUUCAUACUACGAAUUAUCUGCAAAUGCGUACUUCAAGUAUUUACAAUUAGCUAAGGACACCAACGAUUGCGAUACGAUUACGGCAACUCUUCGAUUACUCCGGCUAGUGGUCAAACAUGCCUCUGAACUACAAAACGUCCUCGAGUCCGGGCUUUCGACGACUCCCACGGGCCCGUGGAAGGAGAUAAUACCUCAACUUUUCUCUAGGCUCAGCCAUCCUGAGUGUUACGUGAGAACGCGUGUCUCGGAGCUGCUCUGCCGCGUUGCUGAAAAUUCGCCUCAUUUAAUAACAUUUCCGGCUGUUGUUGGGGCCGUGUCCAGCAGUCAAAUUAAGAGUUUACAGGGUGCUGACUUCGGUAAGGAAGUUGGCAGCGAUGACGUCGUUGACAUAGAUUACUUUUCUGGCGAGGACGGCGAUUAUGGUCAAGACGCUAAUCAAGGCUUCAUGGACGUGUGCUUUGCGCAACUGACUGAUUGUUUAUCAAACAGAAUUCCUGAUUCCGUCGAUCAAGUUAAGAUUUUAGUAAAGGAAUUGCGAAGAAUUACUUUAUUAUGGGAUGAAUUGUGGCUUGCAACUUUGUGCCAGCAUCAUUCAGAAAUUACGAAACGAUUCGAACAGCUUGAGUUGGAGGUGCAAAAAGUUCAAGAUAAUAUCUGGCUUUUACCCGAAGAAAAAGACAAAUUGAUAGCUGAAAAACAUCGCAUUAUUCUGAAACCUAUUGUUUUUAUCUUAGAAAAUCUUUUAGCAAUGACAUCAGUGCCUGUCGAAACUCCACAUGAAAAAUAUUUCCAGGAAAAGUUUGGCCCUUGCAUUGAACACGUAAUCGAUAAGUUAAAAAAUCCAAAGAAUCCGGCAAAACCUCAAGCAGCAGCUUUGGCAUUAAAGCAAUUGGAGGCCAAACUUGCACAGAAGGUGCAUAAACGUGGAGCAUAUUCACUAUUAAUGUCAGAUAUCAGUCCCACUCUAGAAAAAUUUAAAGAUACUUCAAUCGCUAUGCCUGGCAUAUCGACAUCUAGAAUGGUGACUAUAAAGUCCGUAGAUAAUAAUGUGCAAAUACUGCCGACGAAAACAAAACCGAAAAAACUCAUUUUCCGCGGCUCGGAUGGACACGUAUACACUUACCUUUUCAAAGGAUUGGAGGAUCUCCAUUUGGAUGAGCGUAUAAUGCAAUUCCUCAGCAUUUGUAAUACGAUGAUGUCCAAGGAUAAUAAUAACGUUGUGAAGAAGGUAUAUCGUGCGCGUCACUAUUCCGUGAUACCUCUUGGACCUCGUAGCGGCCUCAUUCAAUGGGUCGAUGGCGUUACGCCUCUUUUCGCACUUUACAAACGGUGGCAACAGCGCGAGAGUGUCAUGAGCAAUAAGACUACGAAUUCCGCGAUACUAAGACCUUCGGAGCUUUUUUAUAGCAAACUCACUCCCUUGCUCAAAGAACGAGGCAUAAGUACAGAUAACAGAAAGGACUGGCCAUUGCCCAUUCUUAAACAAGUGCUCGCUGAACUCAUGACUGAGACGCCCAAAGAUUUGCUUGCCAACGAAAUUUGGUGCAACAGCAUUAAUGCAGGCAGCUGGUGGCAAGCAACGAAGAACUACUCGUACUCGGUGGCAGUGAUGUCUAUAAUCGGUUACAUAAUUGGUUUGGGUGAUCGUCAUCUCGAUAAUGUACUUGUCGACCUCAAUACGGGCGAGGUUGUUCACAUUGAUUACAACGUCUGUUUUGAGAAGGGCAAGACUUUGCGUGUGCCUGAGAAGGUACCUUUCCGCAUGACACCGAAUAUCAAGGCAGCUUUAGGAGUAACUGGAGUCGAGGGUAUAUUUCGAUUGGCCUGUGAGCACACGUUGCGUGUAAUGCGACGCGGCCGCGAAACUCUCCUCACCCUACUGGAGGCCUUUGUCUAUGAUCCCCUGGUGGAUUGGAGGGCCGGUGCCGAGAACAGCAUUGCGACUUAUGGCGCGUGCCAAGCCAGGGCGAGAUGUACGGGCGUUGGGAGGAAGCAGCUCGAACUCGAGUUGACGGUUGCCAUGUUUGCCGUGAGGAUCGCCGAGAUGAGGGCUGAGUGGCUUGCAAAUAAGGACGAACUCGCUAAAAGUUUUCCCGCACUUUGCCACAAAUUGACCAGAUGGAUCGAGGCAUCCGAGGCGUCGCGCCAAUGUCAGGAGUCCCUCCAGGAUCGUCAUCGCCAGCUUGCUCUGGUGAAAGAGGCCCAGGCAAUGGGUAGAAAUCAUAGCCUCUACUCUGUCGCUAAGCGUUAUAGUACCUUCAAACGUGCCAAAGAUAUGCUUGAGAAGGUUAAGAUUGGUCUUAAGGAGCGCAUGGACGAGUGCCAGAAGCACAUCAACACCCACAACAUGUCCAUGAACGCGGUGCGAGGUCCCCAGCUCGCGAGGUGGCUCAGCGAGGCCGGGGGCUCGAAUAUCCAGGAGGAUCAUCUCGUGUUCGACCUUGUGAAGGAGUUUCUGCAGAACGCCGGCCAGAGUCAGAUGAUCGUCCAGUGCGAGCAAUCAGAGAACGAGCUCACUCAACUUGCGCUCCAACAACUCAUCCUUGUGCGCAAUUGCCUGGACCUUUUGAGCCAGUACUCAGCUAUAUGCAGCCUUUACCCAAUGAGUAGCAUGACGCAGCACAGGUCAGUGCUAUACCAUGGCUGGAUAAGCAAGUUGUUGCUCACGGGAACUGUCGACACCUGCCAUGAGAUCCUCGCACACCUCGAGACCCAUUUUGCACCUCUAACCGCUGGCAAUCCCAAGGUCCAGAGGACUGUCACUUUUUCGUAUCAGAUACAGGCUGUUUUGAGUGAAGCUAACAACAAAUUUACUAAAACAUGUGAAAGGAUGAUCAGUGAAGGUCUGCCGGAAGCUCUUGUUAGAAUCGAAAAGGCAUAUGCGGAAUCCAAAACACAGAUCGCAAACUUUUUAAGGAGAGAAAAAGGUGCAGAUAAAGCACUCGAAUGUGUUAAUAUCACAACAUUGUGCACACUCAAUAAAAAAUAUUUGAUGAUGGAAGGAGCAGCCAAGUGUGCGGGUGAUUGCUUAGUUGAUUUAACAUCUAGAGAUGGCGACUGGUUCCUUGAUGAAAUGCGGCUUAUGUUUUCGCAAAUUUCUGAAAUGAUGUCUCUCAUACCCGAAAAUCUCAAAUCUAAUAAUGAUCCACAAAUUUCAUUGGUUAUGAAGUGUCUAAAGAGCGCUGACUCCAUUCAUAAGGGAUUACAGGAAUUAAAUUAUAAUUUCCACACAAUUAUUUUACCAGAAGCAACAAAGACCGUAAUUACAGAAGAACCAACAGUUAUACAAAUGAUUAACGAGCUUGAAGAAAUCAUAACUUCAACUGGUCUGCCACUUAUAGAAAUUUUAGAGCAAAUGGAGUUACAUUUAAGAUUUACAAUAAUGGAGAUGGAAAGUCCACACAUUAUAAUGCAAUCUGUAAUAGAUGGAUUGAGGCUACGUUUUGAAGCUCUUUUGUCCCGAUCCGCUGAUCUACAAGAACUUAACCAAGAGGAGACGUUAACACCUGGUCAAAUGUUACUUAUGGGUUUUAAUGGACUUUUUGAAAAAUUGCAAAUGGAGGGUAACGCAUUAAUCAGCGUUUUGGGAUCGCUGGAAAUACCUGCGAGUUGGAAAAAAAUCGAUCAAAUUCGAGAAGCUAAGGAAAUGGCAGCGCCAAUAUUCAAUGAGGCAGCGCGUAAGGUCUUAGAAGACAUUUUUUUGGUAAAACGUUUAUACACAAUUCAAAAGUUCUUUUCGAUGUGCCGUGACAUAGCCUUCGCUUUCCGGGGAGAAACAGUAAACCUCUAUGACGAUGGAUUUUCUGGUAUAUACACCGACGAGCAAUUAAACAAGCCAAUUCGUCUUUUUACUGCCGAUUAUGUAUCCCGACAAUUGAUUGGUGUUACUUCUCAAAGUUUGGGCAUCGCAUUGUGCUUUCUAUUGCAACGUAUGGGACUUAGCGUAUCAACUGAAAUCGAGCAGCGGGACAUUGGUGCUGAGAGCAAAGUAUCGUUGGAGGAGCUCUGUAGAAAAUUGGUGGAUAUGGGCUUAAAGAAGGGUUACUUUAGUAGCUCGGAGUUGGCACAAGCAAGUGCCCUUAGCGGAAAUCUAGAAAAUACCUGGAGAAGAAAACAAAGUGCAAAGUCUGCGCAACAGGCUGUGGAAGUUGCUCGUGCCACUGUUCAAAGACUGCAAUUGCAGUUAACAGCACAUUAUUGGCUGUACGAAGAUUACUUGCUUAUUGGAUCGAACAUUAAUUUUAUCAAUCCAUUGAAUCGAUCCUCGUUCAUGCUCGAACUGCGUAAGACGGCUGCUGGACUCUCGAACCUCCAGGUACGCGUAAACGAAGCGCGUGAACAACAGCAGAGUCUCGUUACGAGUGCUGUGCAGCGCUUAAAGUGGGCCGCAGGUGCGAAUCCGGCACUUGGUGAAGUAAUGACUGCCUUUGAUAACGCCGUCCUUACGAGCUCGGAGAGACUAACGAGGCAGGCUGGACUCUCGGCCCUCGUUGUUAACGCCUGCAAUUCCAUAAUGCAUUAUGAGGCAUUGCGCACAAGGACCCAAGAGAGUAUAACCAACGACGCGAAUUUUAUUAAACUUGUGAAACGCUGGGAGGAGAGUUGCAUGCUCACAGCAAACCUGACGAUAAGCGUGUCGCCGAUAGAGGAAAGUCUUGUCGAGCUAAUGCAGAUCGGUCCAGACAAUAGUAUUGACUCGAGUUGGCUCAGGCAGAUGGAGAAGCUUAUAUCCGAGGCAAUUGUCGAGGCGCAGAAGAAGACACAGGAACAUCAGGAGGGUCUAGCGGUUGCGCAACAGGCUCUAAGGGAGCAGGUCAGCAUCCUGCAGGCCAUCAUCGCAGAACAUCAUCGACUCAUGAAUGACGUCAGAGUACUACUGAGAAGCAUGGCGAAGCAAGAGAACAUCAUUGGCCUUCAAGAAUUUUUAUUAAAUUAUCGAUCGUGCACCGAAAGUCUGUCGGCUACAGUAAAGGAAUUAGAAUCAGACAACUUAGAUCUUGUUAAAGCGUCAGUAUUGAAAAAUGAAUUGGACACACUGGCUGUCAAAACACCUGCAUUGUACGAUGAAUUAUUAUCAUUUGCGAACGAGUCAAUAAACGAUCAAAAUGUAUCAGAAUUCGUAUUUAACAAAGCUAAAUUAAUAAGGCAAGAAAGCGUGUGUCAGAGUCCUAGAAAAGGAGCUCCACCUGCACGAGAUCCUACAACAGGCAAAGCGAUGCAAGAACGUAAUGUCUACGCGCUGAACGUUUGGCGUCGAGUGCGCAUGAAGCUUGAAGGUCGCGAACCAAACCCGAAUCGCAAAUAUACGACAACGGAGCAAGUCGAGUACGUGAUACGUGAGGCCCAGAGCACCGAGAACUUGGCCCUCCUCUACGAGGGUUGGACGCCCUGGGUUUGAGAGAUCCACGACGAAAGGCGCCCCACCGUGGACGCCCUUGGAACUACUUUGACGCAUGCACAAAUGUAAAACAAAUCAAGCAAGCAACAAUUCCGGCGUGUCUCUCUCCCACCCACCCUCUAGUAUCUCACCCCAAUCGCAAAACUUUAACAGAAGCAAAAAUAAAGGCUUGAUGAUUGACAAAUAAAUAAAACAGCAGCCAAAAACAAGGCGGGGUGAAGACGGAUGCGCAGACGAUUCGUGCACAACGUAGCCGUGCCACGCUAUGAAAUAACAG